Molecule: messenger RNA, 2525 nt
Organism: Vespula vulgaris
Lineage: Eukaryota; Metazoa; Arthropoda; Insecta; Hymenoptera; Vespidae
Exons: 3
Coding region: 98-2248 (716 amino acids)
Source: RefSeq, a predicted model, not a curated record
AUAACACAGAACACUCGACGACGUUACAAAGAAAUUCUUCAUCACAUCUCUACUUUAACUUGGUGGUAUACUAUUAACUCUGGUCUCUUCGCUCGCUAUGAAGUUCCUAAUAAUAUUUUUGAUCGCAUCAUCCGCGAUUGCAUACACAAUUGCACAAAAGGAUUUUGGUUCGAAACUGAAUCAUGAUUCCCAUCGUGAAAAUGAACCUCAGGGAUCAGUUGUCCUCCGAGGUGAAAAACCAUUGAGCGGACCUGAUCAACGUGCUACAAUCAAUCUAGAUUUACAACGAAAACUGAACGAACACACGAAUGUAUACGGAGGUGGUCACUACAUGCAAGAUCGAAUAAGGCCGCACGCUGGGAUUGUUUACGAACGCGAAUUUAGAAAUGGUUUUAUCAAUGGAAGAGGUCAAGUUCAGCCAGGUGCUAGAGGACGAUUGGAACCUUCCUUUGGAAUAAAUGGUGGCUUCAGAUUUCGUCGCGAAGCCGAUCCACAGGGAUCAGUUGUCCUCCGAGGUGAAAAACCAUUGAGCGGGCCUGAUCAACGUGCUACAAUCAAUCUAGAAUUACAGCGAAAACUGAACGAACAUACCAGUGUAUACGGAGGUGGUCAUUACAUGCAAGGAGAUCGAGUAAGACCGCACGCUGGAGUUGUUUACGAACGCGAAUUUGGAAAUGGUUUUAUCAAUGGACGAGGUCAAGUUCAGCCAGGUGCUAGAGGACGAUUGGAACCUUCCUUUGGAAUAAAUGGUGGCUUCAGAUUUCGUCGCGAAGCCGAUCCACAGGGAUCAGUUGUCCUCCGAGGUGAAAAACCAUUGAGCGGGCCUGAUCAACGUGCUACAAUCAAUCUAGAGUUACAGCGAAAACUGAACGAACAUACCAGUGUAUACGGAGGUGGUCAUUACAUGCAAGGAGAUCGAGUAAGACCGCACGCUGGAGUUGUUUACGAACGCGAAUUUGGAAAUGGUUUUAUCAAUGGACGAGGUCAAGUUCAGCCAGGUGCUAGAGGACGAUUGGAACCUUCCUUUGGAAUAAAUGGUGGCUUCAGAUUUCGUCGCGAAGCCGAUCCACAGGGAUCAGUUGUCCUCCGAGGUGAAAAACCAUUGAGCGGGCCUGAUCAACGUGCUACAAUCAAUCUAGAGUUACAGCGAAAACUGAACGAACAUACCAGUGUAUACGGAGGUGGUCAUUACAUGCAAGGAGAUCGAGUAAGACCGCACGCUGGAGUUGUUUACGAACGCGAAUUUGGAAAUGGUUUUAUCAAUGGACGAGGUCAAGUUCAACCAGGUGCUAGAGGACGAUUGGAACCUUCCUUUGGAAUAAAUGGUGGCUUCAGAUUUCGUCGCGAAGCCGAUCCACAGGGAUCAGUUGUCCUCCGAGGUGAAAAACCAUUGAGCGGGCCUGAUCAACGUGCUACAAUCAAUCUAGAGUUACAGCGAAAACUGAACGAACAUACCAGUGUAUACGGAGGUGGUCAUUACAUGCAAGGAGAUCGAGUAAGACCGCACGCUGGAGUUGUUUACGAACGCGAAUUUGGAAAUGGUUUUAUCAAUGGACGAGGUCAAGUUCAGCCAGGUGCUAGAGGACGAUUGGAACCUUCCUUUGGAAUAAAUGGUGGCUUCAGAUUUCGUCGCGAAGCCGAUCCACAGGGAUCAGUUGUCCUCCGAGGUGAAAAACCAUUGAGCGGGCCUGAUCAACGUGCUACAAUCAAUCUAGAGUUACAGCGAAAACUGAACGAACAUACCAGUGUAUACGGAGGUGGUCAUUACAUGCAAGGAGAUCGAGUAAGACCGCACGCUGGAGUUGUUUACGAACGCGAAUUUGGAAAUGGUUUUAUCAAUGGACGAGGUCAAGUUCAACCAGGUGCUAGAGGACGAUUGGAACCUUCCUUUGGAAUAAAUGGUGGCUUCAGAUUUCGUCGCGAAGCCGAUCCACAGGGAUCAGUUGUCCUCCGAGGUGAAAAACCAUUGAGCGGGCCUGAUCAACGUGCUACAAUCAAUCUAGAGUUACAGCGAAAACUGAACGAACAUACCAGUGUAUACGGAGGUGGUCAUUACAUGCAAGGAGAUCGAGUAAGACCGCACGCUGGAGUUGUUUACGAACGCGAAUUUGGAAAUGGUUUUAUCAAUGGACGAGGUCAAGUUCAACCAGGUGCUAGAGGACGAUUGGAACCUUCCUUUGGAAUAAAUGGUGGCUUCAGAUUUAAACGAGAUGCCGAAGAAGAAGAAAUACAAGAGUCAGAAGAAUAGUAUGUGUGUGUGUGUGUGUGUGUGUGUGUGUGUAUAUAUAUAUGUGAAUAUAUAUAUAUAUAUAUAUAUAUAUAUUCGCAGAAGUUUUUGUUUACGUCCGCGCGAAUGGUUUAAAUGAUAUAUUAUCUUGAAAAUGAAAGACUCGUGUAAUUUAUUAUGCAAACGAAAGCUGUGUUGAAUAUAUGAUCAUAGUACAUUCAUAUCUCCUAUUUAAAUAACAUGUAUUUAAAUAUUAAUUUAUACAUUUUUCAAAAUAAAAUAUUUCUGUUGAGACGAA